AGUACUCGGGCGCAGAGAUCCAGCUUCAACAUGGGAAAAGUUUUCCUUGAGCAAGGCUGAAGAAGACGUCACCGUAUCUACUUUUUUUUAACCUUGAAUUGAGAAGUCUGGUGUUGCCUAGUUUGGGAGUAGCUGGAUCAUUCGUAAACUCACAAGGGACUGCAGUUCAUUUGGAGUAAUGGUUGUCAAUACGAUCCACUGGUUCAGAAAGGGCUUAAGGCUCCAUGAUAACCCAUCUCUGCUGGACUCUGUAAUAGGAGCUGAUACUCUGAGAUGUGUUUAUAUACUGGACCCCUGGUUUGCAGGAUCGUCCAACGUGGGAAUCAGCAGAUGGAGGUUUUUGCUGCAGUGUCUUGAGGACUUGGACGCCAGCCUUCGCAAACUUAACUCUCGCCUCUUUGUCAUCAGGGGCCAACCCACGGAUGUCUUUCCAAGACUAUUUAAGGAGUGGAAAAUCAGCCGGCUGUCAUACGAGUACGACUCCGAGCCCUUCGGGAAGGAUCGUGAUGCAGCCAUUAAGAAGCUGGCCAGUGAGGCAGGGGUGGAAGUCUUCGUCAGGAUCUCCCACACACUCUAUGAUCUGGACAAGAUUAUAGAGUUAAACGGAGGACAGUCUCCUCUUACCUAUAAACGAUUUCAGACACUCAUCAGCAGAAUGGAUCCUGUGGAAAUUUCAGCAGAGACUAUCACAGCUGAAGUCAUGGGCAAAUGCGUAACACUCAUCAGCGAAGACCAUGAUGACAAGUUUUGCGUACCCUCACUGGAGGAGCUCGGUUUUGAAACAGAGGGUCUGUCAACAGCUGUGUGGCCUGGUGGAGAGACUGAAGCUCUGACUCGAUUAGAGAGACACCUGGAGAGGAAGGCUUGGGUGGCUAAUUUUGAGCGUCCCAGAAUGAAUUCUAAUUCCUUGCUGGCCAGCCCCACAGGCCUGAGCCCUUACCUCCGCUUUGGCUGCCUAUCCUGCAGACUUUUCUAUUUCAAACUCACAGACCUCUACAGAAAGGUCAAGAAGAACAGCGUCCCACCACUGUCCCUUUACGGUCAGCUGCUCUGGCGUGAGUUCUUCUACACGGCUGCCACUAACAACCCACACUUCGACAAAAUGGAGUUUAAUCCCAUCUGCGUGCAGAUCCCGUGGGACAGGAAUCCCGAAGCCUUGGCGAAGUGGGCUGAGGGCCGGACUGGUUUCCCAUGGAUUGAUGCCAUAAUGACCCAGUUGAGGCAGGAGGGGUGGAUCCACCAUCUGGCCAGGCACGCUGUUGCUUGCUUCCUCACGCGUGGAGACCUGUGGAUCAGCUGGGAAGAGGGCAUGAAGGUGUUUGAAGAGUUGUUGCUGGAUGCUGACUGGAGCGUCAACGCAGGAAGCUGGAUGUGGCUUUCAUGCAGCUCAUUCUUCCAGCAGUUCUUUCACUGUUACUGUCCGGUGAGCUUCGGUCGACGUACCGACCCUAAUGGAGACUAUAUAAGGCGGUAUUUGCCCAUAUUGAGGGGCUUCCCUGCCAAAUUCAUCUAUGAACCUUGGAAUGCCCCAGAAAGUGUUCAGAAGAUCGCUAAGUGCAUAAUUGGAGUGCACUACCCCAAACCCAUGGUUAAUCACGCUGAGGCCAGCAGGAUAAACAUCGAGCGAAUGAAGCAGAUUUACCAGCAGCUGUCCUGCUACCGGGGCCUUGGCCUCCUUGCAACUGUUCCAUUCAGCACAGCCAACAAUGGAGAUGGUAAUGGAGCAGGUCCUUCCUCAGCAGACAUCUCACAGGAGAGCACUCACAUUACAGUGCACCCACCAAGAGCAAGUUCUCAACCAGAGUUGCAACCUUUUACAGUGUCAUGUGAUCAACAGCCUGUCAACAGUGUGCAGCCACAGCCAGGUCACUUAGGUGGUGAUAUAGUUGGACAAGUUCACAAACAGUUACAAAGAGAAAGUGGGACGAGUACUUUGAAGCGACAUAAUGAAGACCGAGCAUCAGAACAUGCAUUGAAGUUUCAGAGGCAAUAUAGUUACUACUAGCCACCACGGAAGCAAGGUCAUACACGCACCUCUCUUCAGUCUAGUGAUGGGACCUGUGGCAUGAUGGACAGCAUCUCCGCAUGCCCGUUAUCAACUCCUCCAUGCUUAGCUUUGCCCUUUAUGCUUUGGCAUGGUGUCUUUCUGCUUGUAAAGCUUGAGUUUGCAUUGAGGUCAAGCGUGGAGAUACGUGUUUUUCCAGCUGUAUGUUGAUGAAUUGUGGAGGAAAAUAUUUUGUAGUCUUUACACAAUCCUACUGUCAUUCAUCUGUUUCUCUUUCCAAGUGUGUGUAUGUUACAUACCAUUUGAUGUCCCUUUGUGCAAUGAUAUCUGAUUGUUUUGGCAAUAACCGUUUUAAACCAUUCUAUAUAAUAUUAAGAGGGAUUUAUUUGGAAAUGUAUACAAUCGCCCAAUUGAGAAUGUUUCAACUAGUUGCUCUUCGGCAAGUCAAAGAAUUUGAUUGAUCUAAAUGUUCAAUUCUAAUUUAUAAAUAGGCUAAUUUAUAAAUAGACACAUUAACAUGUCUGUAAAGUCCAGAGCAAAAAUCUGUAUAUUUUGUCCGAUUUUUGCUUUUUGUAAUGGAGUAA
Molecule: messenger RNA, 2589 nt
Organism: Rhinichthys klamathensis goyatoka
Lineage: Eukaryota; Metazoa; Chordata; Actinopteri; Cypriniformes; Leuciscidae
Gene: cry1b
Product: cryptochrome circadian regulator 1b
Exons: 13
Coding region: 179-2005 (608 amino acids)
Biological process (GO): negative regulation of DNA-templated transcription; circadian regulation of gene expression; entrainment of circadian clock by photoperiod
Cellular component (GO): nucleus; cytoplasm
Molecular function (GO): FAD binding; DNA binding
Source: RefSeq, a predicted model, not a curated record